GCGACUGCUGGUUCCUCGCCUGGCCCGGCCAUGGCGGCCGCUGCAGGAGCGGCGGCGCGCGGUGGCUCGAUCCCGGGUAGCAAGGCCGGCGGCCACGGGCUUCGGUCGCCGGGGAAACCCGUCGCGCUGGCCGACAUCACCAACACCGGGAGGCCCAACCCUCCCGGAUCCGUCCACGCCGUCGCCGACGUCCUCAAGGAGAACGCCAAGCUGCGUCAUCUGCUCGCUGAGAGAACUAAGGUAAUUGAAGUAAGCAAAAUUGAGAUGCAGAAGAUCCGCCUUGCACUGCAUGCCAUGCAACAGAAGAACCUGCAACUCGUGCAGGCUAAUUCGCAGAUGUUGACGGAACUAAAUCAAGGAAAAGAUAGACUUAAGUUAUUGCAACAUGAACUUGCUUGCACAACAGCCGUGCUCAAAGCAAAGGAUUCUGAACUGGAGGGGAAAAAGUUCAAGCCUUCCAAACGUGCACAAGCUGAGGCUCGUCAAAAGGCAGCAGCAGCUGUACCAUCUUAUACUAACUGUCAAGAGCCCACCCAGGAUAAAACAACCAAGAGGCACACAAAUAAGCGGAAGUCAGAAUCAUGUGAAGUUACAAAGGAUGCCAACACGGUGCAACAUAGUUGCAGACCUCACAAGCAAUCUAGUGGGUCAUUGCAUGAUGAUGAUCCAAGAAAAACUCUACGGAGAAGGUCUGCUAGAUUGAACCCUGCAUCUUUUGAGAUCACCGAAGUCUCUUGUGAUACCUUUCAUGAGGAUGCCACCGUUCCUUUGUUUCAUUCUAGUUCUAAUGUUCCAAAUCAGCAGGAACCAAAUGCUGGAAAAGAUAUGAGGACAUCAUUGCAAAAUGAACUUCUGUGUGAUGCCAUCGCACAAGUAGAGGCUCCAGAACUCAAGAAAAAUGAGAGAAAUAUGCACAUGCAAAAGGAAGUGCAUCUGGAGGAGGAGAUGCAAGAAGCAGGCUCCAGGGUUGCUGGAGUUGAGGCGGAUAAAUUUGAUAUUGAGGAUUCUAAGCCACCACAAGACAGAGGCACCAAGAGAAAAUCAAUGCGUAUUGAUGCAAAUAAACGGAAGCUGGAAUCAUGUGAGGAUCGAAUGGCCUCAAACAAAGAGGACUGCAAACCACUCCAGCAUGAAGAGAAGAGAACAAGGAGAAAAUCAUCAAGACUGGAUUCUGGACCUUGUGAGGUCUCAAAUGAAACUUCUGAGAUUGUCCAGGAAGAUAAAGUUGCCCCUUCUGCUCAUCCAAGUUCAAAAGUUUUGAUUGAGCAGACCAAAAAUGAUAUGCAAAACGGCUGCAGUUCCUCGACCAACCCUUCUGAAGAGCUGGUGAUAGGGAGAAGAUCUUCAGUCGGGAGGCCCUCAAGACGGGCAGCAGAAAAGAUAGUCUCCUACAGGGAGGUUCCCUUGAAUGUUAAGAUGCGACGAUCCUAACUGCCACUUACAUGCAAACAGAGGGACACCUUUGGCAUUUAUUUUAUGUAGAGUCCAGUUUGUUGUAUGAUAGUAGUAUCUAUCUGUUUUGCCAGCAUCAAUAGGUAGGUAACCCUUUGUCUGCCCCAACAUGGAUACUCACCCUGCAUCUCAGUUCCAAACUGACCAUGGAAAUCUAUCUGAUUUGAUUCAGUCUGGACUGACGAUGCGGAUUACAACCAGCAAACCAUUGCACCUGUUCUGAUGACGUAGAGAUCAUACAUCUAUAAUGUGGUUAGUACUGUUUUAUUUCCUUGAUGUUUCUCCUAUAUUGAGGGAUCAUCUGUAUCUGUUCAUCUUUUGUUUGUUCAAGCCUUGCAUGCAUGUACUACGAAUUGCUUACCUGACAAUCCUAAAUCAAACACUGUAAUGACCUGGGAGCUACUGCUGGGCCUGAUAAAUAGAUAGAAACUCCAGAUCGCUGGUGAAGCAGCAUCAUGGAUUUGGUUGUGUCGGCGCACAGACAGACAGCGAAUGGAUCUCACGCGAUCAAAAUCACAGUGGGACAUCGCAGUCGUGAGCAGGCAGAGAUCCAGCCUUCAUUUGAUCUGAUCAGCCAUCUCAUGAAACCGUGAACUUUAACCGACUGAUUUGGAUGGUUUGUUACAUAUGCCCUAUCGAAU
This is a messenger RNA of Oryza brachyantha (malo sina), 2093 nucleotides long. Its product is annotated as shugoshin-1-like. Bases 31 to 1431 code for a protein of 466 amino acids. NCBI's taxonomy places the organism in Eukaryota, Viridiplantae, Streptophyta, Magnoliopsida, Poales, Poaceae. The record is from RefSeq and is a predicted model, not a curated record. The transcript is spliced from 15 exons. Gene Ontology annotation, cellular component: chromosome, centromeric region; nucleus. Gene Ontology annotation, biological process: maintenance of meiotic sister chromatid cohesion; meiotic sister chromatid segregation.